Molecule: messenger RNA, 6358 nt
Organism: Equus caballus (horse)
Lineage: Eukaryota; Metazoa; Chordata; Mammalia; Perissodactyla; Equidae
Gene: DMTF1
Product: cyclin D binding myb like transcription factor 1
Biological process (GO): regulation of transcription by RNA polymerase II
Cellular component (GO): nucleus
Molecular function (GO): RNA polymerase II cis-regulatory region sequence-specific DNA binding; DNA-binding transcription factor activity, RNA polymerase II-specific
Source: RefSeq, a predicted model, not a curated record
CCGGCCCCUGCGUGCCUUAUUAUUAAUUAUUGAUAUUAAUAGUAAUAAUAUUUAAUAUACAUUUUAGUUCCUCACAACUCAAUCAGCUGUUCAAGACGAAAGUGUAGGAAUUUUCUUAAGAUAGCUGCCUUUCUCUUAAUCUCCAUCAUCUCUUGAUUCAGCAAAUCUGUCAACAUUCCUCCAAAGUAUAUCCACUUGUCCAGCUUCCUUUCUUUUAGUUCUGCCGCCCAUUCCAAAUGACAGUCAUCUCUUGGACAACAGCUUGUCUUCAUAACUUACUGCCUUAUCCGUUCUCCAUAGUGCAGUCUAAGUAAUCUUUUAAAAAUGUAAAUUAUAUUCCCAUAACUUAAAACCCUCCAAGGAUUUGUAAGGCCUCAUGAGAUCUGCCCCUGUCUUUAUCUCCAACCUUAAAUUCAGCCGCUCUCCCUCUUGCUUGAAAGCCUCUGCAGUGCUGGCUGCUUUUUUUUCUUCCAACAGGUGAAAUCAGGUCCUAUAUCUUAGGGACUUUGCUGUUAUUAAUCAGUUGGCUGGUUUGCAGGCACAUAUUUGCAGUGGUGUCUCUUCAUGGUGCUGUUGAGGCAAUGUAAAGUAGCCAUUAAGAGUGUUGCAGGGGUAGGAACAUGGGAGAAAAACAAUCUGGAUAACAUGAAAGUGAUGCUGGUAGCUAAGGGAAGGCGACUUGAUUCUGUGGGAAGGGCUGUAGCUGAUCCAUCUGUCUUCUAGAUUUGAGUAUGAGCACAGUUGAAGAGGAUUCUGACACAGUAACAGUAGAAACUGUGAACUCUGUGACUUUGACUCGGGACACAGACGGGAACCUCAUUCUUCAUUGCCCUCAGAAUGAAGCUGAUGAAAUAGACUCAGAAGAUAGUACUGAACCUCCGCAUAAAAGGCUUUGUCUGUCUUCUGAGGAUGAUCAGAGUAUUGAUGAUUCUACUCCUUGCAUAUCAGUUGUUGCACUUCCACUUUCAGAAAAUGAUCAGAGCUUUGAGGUGACCAUGACCGCAACCACAGAGGUGGCAGAUGACGAGAUUGCUGAGGGAACUGUGACACAGAUCCAGAUUCUACAGAAUGAGCAACUAGAUGAAAUAUCUCCCUUGGGUAAUGAGGAAGUUUCAGCAGUUAGCCAAGCAUGGUUUACAACUAAAGAAGAUAAGGAUUCUCUGACUAACAAAGGACAUAAGUGGAAGCAGGGGAUGUGGUCCAAAGAAGAAAUUGAUAUUUUGAUGAACAAUAUUGAACGCUAUCUGAAGGCACGCGGAAUAAAAGAUGCCACAGAAAUCAUCUUUGAGAUGUCAAAAGACGAAAGAAAAGAUUUCUACAGGACUAUAGCAUGGGGUCUGAACCGGCCUUUGUUUGCAGUUUAUAGAAGAGUGCUUCGCAUGUAUGAUGACAGAAACCAUGUGGGAAAAUAUACACCUGAAGAAAUUGAAAAGCUCAAGGAGCUCCGGAUAAAGCAUGGCAAUGACUGGGCAACAAUAGGGGCGGCGCUAGGAAGAAGUGCAUCUUCCGUCAAAGAUCGGUGCCGACUGAUGAAGGAUACUUGCAACACAGGGAAAUGGACUGAAGAAGAAGAAAAGAGACUUGCAGAGGUGGUUCAUGAAUUGACCAGCACUGAGCCAGGUGACAUAGUCACACAGGGUGUGUCUUGGGCAGCUGUGGCAGAACGAGUGGGUACCCGCUCAGAAAAGCAGUGUCGUUCUAAAUGGCUCAACUACCUGAACUGGAAACAGAGUGGAGGUACUGAGUGGACCAAGGAAGAUGAAAUCAAUCUCAUCCUCAGGAUAGCAGAGCUUGAUGUAGCUGAUGAAAAUGACAUAAACUGGGAUCUAUUAGCGGAGGGAUGGAGCAGUGUCCGUUCACCACAGUGGCUUCGAAGUAAAUGGUGGACCAUCAAAAGGCAAAUUGCAAACCAUAAGGAUGUUUCGUUCCCUGUCUUAAUAAAAGGUCUUAAACAGUUACACGAGAAUCAAAAAAACAACCCAACGCUUUUGGAGAAUAAAUCAGGAUCUGGACUUCCAAACAGUAAUUCCAAUUCCAGCGUACAGCAUGUUCAGAUCAGAGUUGCCCGCUUGGAAGACAAUACAGCCAUCUCUUCAAGCCCCAUGACAGCCUUACAGAUUCCGGUCCAGAUCACCCAUGUCUCUUCAACAGACUCUCCUGCUGCUACUGUUGACUCAGAAACAAUAACACUAAACAGUGGAACACUACAGACGUUUGAGAUUCUUCCAUCUUUCCAUUUACAGCCCACUGGCACUCCAGGCACCUACCUACUUCAAACAAGCUCAAGCCAAGGCCUUCCCCUAACUCUGACUGCUAGUCCCACAGUAACCCUGACAGCUGCUGCUCCUGCUUCUCCUGAACAGAUCAUUGUUCAUGCUUUAUCCCCGGAACAUUUGUUGAACACAAGUGACAACGUCACAGUGCAGUGUCACACACCAAGAGUCAUCAUUCAAACUGUUGCCACAGAGGACAUCAGUUCUUCCAUAUCCCAAGCAGAACUGGCUGUAGAUAAUGAUAUUCACUCAUCUGAUUUUCCUGAGCCUCCAGAUGCCCUAGAAGCAGACACUUUCCCAGAUGAAAUUCAUCAGCCUAAGAUGACUGUAGAGCCAUCAUUUAAUGAUGCUCACGUAUCCAAAUUCAGUGACCAAAGUAGCACAGAACUGAUGAAUAGUGUUAUGGUCAGAACAGAGGAAGAAAUCUCUGACACCAACCUUAAACAAGAGGAGGAAUCACCCUCUCAUUUAGCCCGGGCUUACGUUACUGAGGAUUUAGAAUCUCCUACCAUAGAAGAACGAGUUGAUCAAACAACAAUUGAUGAUGAAACGAUACUUAUCGUUCCUUCACCACAUGGCUUUAUCCAGGCAUCUGAUGUGAUAGAGACUGAAUCUGUCUUGCCUUUGACAACACUAACAGAUCCCAUACUCCAACAUCAUCGAGAAGAAUCAAAUAUCAUUGGAUCAUCUUUGGACAGUCCUGUUUCAGAAGACUCAAAGGAUGUUGAGGAUAUGGUAAACUGUCAUUAGGUAAUUCUUAGAAACAGCUAGUUCAAGCAAAGAAGCCACACUGUUAAUUACAACAUCUCCACAGAAAUAGGAGCAACUCCCAAGAGGCUUAAUUUACCAAUUCCUCUGGCUUUUAAAUAGCUACAAUGCUUAAGCCACAUAACAGCAUUGCUGCUAUGACUUUUUACCUCCUUUAAAUACAUCAGCUGAGGUCUAGUCUUACGACACUGUGUAGCUGAGUGCAGUAUGGGGUCUUAACUGCAUACAGAGAUCCCUGUGAUUAGUGUUAUUUGUCAGCAGGGACUGUCAUUCACUUCAGCUACUGAGAAAAGUUUAAAAUCACCAAAGCUUAACUACUCUGUUUUAAAAGCAGUAAUAUUCAUCUCUAAAGAUCAGACAAGGCUCUCUAUCCAGUCUCAAGCAGACCUCUUUAUAUUUCAGAGAAGUCACAUCAACAUGGUCUAGAGCUUACCAGUGACCUUCAAAAAGAUUAAGUUUGAGACUUGACCAGCCUACAAGUACAGAGGCCUAGGUAGGAGGUGACUGUGUGGUGCUUGUUUUUGGUUUACCCAUUGCUGGCAGUGGGAGCGGAUUUAGGCUGGGUAAAGAGAGGAAAGCAUUAAAAGAGUUAGGAAAAUUCACUACAGGUUUUUUUAUUAUUCUUAUUACUUUUAAAGGGAAUAUGGAGAGUAGUAACAAAACUCACCAGAAGCUAAGCAGAGUUUUCACCCUCUCAGAACCCACUGUCAUCAGUUUACAAAGUCAGCACUUUGAAGUAAAAUUAAACUAAAUGGGAAGGGAAGUAAGGUUGCCUAUCCUACACCAUGACUGUUUCUUGUAUAUGUUUUGCUAUAUAAAUUAUCCAGGAAACAGUUGAAGGAGGGUAUCAGAGUUUGCCGUUCACUUAGUGUAUAUUAGCUGGUGGGGGUGCAUCACAACUUGUCCCUCUCAGGCAAUUUUAAAAAACAAAAUUUGCUUCUAUGACAAAAGGAAACAAAUCGAGUCAUUCCUCUACUAGAGAAAGUUAAGCCACGACUAGCCUAUGGGGGCUUUAAUGAAUAUGACCCCUAUAGAAAAGUCACAAAAAAAACCUUGUGUAAAUUAUUUUAUUUAUUAUUGUAAUUAGAUCUUCACAAUCAAAGUUGUCUUUUCACCAUCUGUCUUUUGUUAACGUGAAUUUAAAUUGUAGUUGUAAGCAAAAGUUGGUUGCCUAGGGAACAAUAAUUGUAUAUUCAGUUUAACAGAAAUAAAAGAAUAUUUGUCUUAAAAUACAAGAUUGUUACAUAGCCUUUCGCCAUGCAAUUACAUUAUAAAAAAUUUUAAUUUCAAAAGUGAAAAUUACUUGUGCUGUUUGAGCUUUAAGGGUUGAAUGUGUAAGUGCAACAUCAGCUCCUUAAAGAAAAAGGAAAGUGAUCUAUGAUAUGUCUCCCCUGCAAGAGGGAAUUUAGAUUUACAUUUAACAUGAAAAUCAUGUGUCAGACAUCCAGAUGCAGGAGAUUCUUCCGCAUACCUUAUCCAGCGCUUAUUCACAGUCCUAAUAAAUAGCUUUGAAGAGACCUGGUAAGUACUUCUCCUUGGGAGCCUCACUUUCCCACAUCAUGGAAGUACAGGUUUGCACAUAUACAUAACAUGAUGAUAGAAAAUAAGAUAUAGUAAAUUAGAUUUCUGAAUUUCGGUUCUAAGUCUCCUUGUCGAUACCAGUAGAUCUAAAAGAAGAAGAAUUAAAUAAAAGGUUAAGUAAUAGCCACUGGGCCAAGUAUUAAAAAUUUUAAAUACAACUAAUUUUUUCCACGGUGACCAAUUUCAUCUGUAUAUACUUUUUCCCAUAAGUGAGACAGUCUUUAUAUUAAUCUACGUUCUUAAGACUAACGCAGCCAGAAUUUAAUUCUUAUUCUUUAUAAUUUAAGUGGUACCAACUAAGUUUCUACAGCCAGGAUCAUACUUAACUCCUGCUUUCUCAGUUAACUCUGUUCUAUGUUUAAAUCAAUAGAGUCCACCAAUCAUUUGGCAAGCCAUCCAAGAGUAUAUACCUUCUAGAUGCAGUUUAAAUAUAUUUGCGUAAAAGGUACAACUCUUUUAGGUACUAGAAGGGGGAACAACUUUUAAAUUCAUAUAACUGAUUCAGACCGCCCAUACAAAAUAGAGCUUGCACAUGCAUAGAUUUGGUUUAAACUAGGUCGUCAUUAGUCACUUCUGGCUUUGGGUUGGGAGUAGGAGGAGAGCAUCUCUGGUAGCUUUAUUCCAAAGGCUCCCAAAGUGGGAUGGGCCAUUUCUUCCCUCAGGUCCCAGGAGUCUAGCAGAAUCAGUGAGUCAGGCGCUUGGAGAGGUCCUCUGGUUUAAUUUUAACUCAGAUAAGCACAUUACUAUUAUGAUUUAAGCCAUAUGUGAGUCAAAACAAUUGCUUUUAAGGGUGUACUAUUUUGAUGCUGCCUCUCAAGGGAAAUGAGACAACAAUCAGCUAAUGAUGAGUGACUGAACACUUGGCAAAUACCCAACUGAAGAUCUAAACUUUGUUUCUUUACCCUAAAGAAAGGCUUUGUAGUAAAAUUGAACAUUCUUGUGACAAGGAUACAACUGGAGCUUUAGGUUUCCCAGGAGAUUUUGGUGUUACUUACUUUCAUUUGAGGAGAUAAGCACAGAGAUUUAAAUAGACUAAUUUUAUAAUUAUCAGAAAUAAAUCCAGAGUGCUGUAUCUCUUCCCUAAGAGCAGUAAUGUCAUUUCCCAAAGCCUGUUGGGCCCUGUGUGUAGUCCUUGAAGGAAGAUGAAUUAAUUAAGUUACAUCAAAUCUUUGGCUACCUAAGUCUUUUAACUAUUUUUUUCUUCCAUUUUCUUUUUUUUUUUUUUUAAGCUCUCAAGGGAACAGUUUCCCUUUAGGGGUACAACUUUGGGAUUUAGGAGAAAAGAUGGAAACUCAGACUUUUUUUUUAAAAAACCUACAAUUAACGUUGAAAAUUCUGACAUCCUUUCGGGGGACGCAAAGUGUAAUUAGAGAUACCCUUUCGUAUAGACCUGGACUAGGAAUCUGUCCUAGGCACUGCAGCCGCCUUCAGCCCUCAGGGAUACUCAAUUGAAAUUCUGAAGGUACUCACAAGUAUGCAGGCGGUAAUACUAAUCAAAGAGAUGCAGACAGCAAAAAAUAUAUUCAACGGUUUCGGAGGUAGUUGAGGGAAAACAAAAGCACUGAUCAGUGUUACCUGUAUGAAGAGAAAUUACGUCAGGCCUUAGGAGUAAUUCCAAGACUUGGUUAGACUGGAGUCUAGGCAAUUUAAUAUUAUAAAAUGCCUCACAGUGUAAAAUGAAAUGUACCAGGUUUGCCUUCUGGAAUGUUAAUGUUAAAUAAAAUAUUGUAAAUAUG